Messenger RNA from Yamadazyma jaroonii, 1806 nucleotides. The record is from the annotation of a GenBank genome assembly. Lineage: Eukaryota; Fungi; Ascomycota; Pichiomycetes; Serinales; Debaryomycetaceae.
AUGGUCCAGCAAGUUUACUUCCCCCAGGAUUUGGUGGGAUGUAUAAAUCCAGAUCAUCGACUCCUAGGGUACAAAUACCAUGAUGUAUAUAUAGCUAUACGAUUUGUUUCUGAAGAUAUAUUAACAGAUUUGAUACACCAACCUAGUUUGAAAGAUUUGUGUAUUAUUGGAGGUCCCGGUGGUGAUUUUACAAUCAAGAAACAUUCUAAUAAUCUAAUACCCAUAAUAACCAACGGAUCUGACUCGUUCACGGUGAUUUUGUUCAAUCCACCUAAUUAUAAGAAUCUUGAGUAUUUCAGUAUCAACCCGGUGUUGCUACAAUCAAUGGGUGAAGACGUCAAUAGCAAAUAUCACUUCAUGCGCUCGGUAGAUUACGAAUCCACCAUCUCCAAUGAUGAAGUCUUGGAUAAAAUCAAUUCAGUGUUGAAACUCCGAUUAAAGAUUGAGACACAGAUGAUUGAAAUGGGGAUACUCCCCAAAAGGUUGAAUCUCAGGUAUUCAAUAGGAUCAAAGUUCUGGAACUUCUUGUUCAAAGUGUUUACCCGUGUUAUUCUUUUCAUUCAACUUAUUACCAUAAUGAUCAUCAACAUCAUCAAUUAUCAGUUCUUAGGCUGGAGUCUCGUACGAAUAAGUCAAAUUUUCAGACAAUUGGAUUUGAGGUUGAAACAAGUAACUUUCUUCCCUAUCCAAUUUCUAUGUUAUUACGAUAAAAGUAUUCUUUAUACCGAUAACGAAACAUUGUUGAAGGGUUUAGGAUUACCUUUAUCUAACUCCAAUUUGAACAUCAAUAAUUCCAAUUACAUAAAUCUUUAUAAUUCUUUAUGGCUAAUCACAAAUGACAUUUUAAUAGGGGUUGCCAUGUCAAAGGUCUUCCUGAAAAAUCAACAACUUAUACGUUACUGGGUUGGUUGGUGUUUCAAAAGAUUUCUCAUUGAUGAAUUGUACCAGAUCAUCAGUUGGAUUUCCUACCAUCAUCCUGCUGGGUUUAAAUUGAACAAUGAAUUAGGUAAGUUUAUGGGUGACUUGUUCUUAUGGAGUUUGAAUAUGUGGGAAUCAACGGUAUCAAAAAUCGAUAAUGAUGAAAAUAUUAUCAUGGCUAUUAACAUUUUGUGUCAUAUGGGAUUAAGUUUCAUGAUCGCCAUGAUCAUUGAUUGUAUGAACUUUCUAACAUUACAUGUGAAGUGGUUCUAUCAAAUAUCUGCAAGAAUAUACCAGAAACAAAUAGAAAUCAUCAAAUCUUUGCUUCAAUUAUUUAGAGGUAAGAAGUAUAAUGUGUUGAGAAAAAGAGUAGACAAUUUGAACAAUUACUCCAAACCUAAUGAAUUCGACAUUGAUCAUUUACUUCUAGGAACCAUUAUUUUCAUGAUUUUAAUCUUAUUGUUACCCACGGUAUUUGCCAUUUAUUUAACUUUCUUUGUCAUAAGGUUUUCAUUCUUAUUGCUUCAGAAUUUCUUUGAGAACUUGUUGAUUAUCAUCAAUUUUCUUCCUAUGUUUGUCAUAUUAUUGAAGUUAAAGAACUCCAAUCGUUUGCAAGGGGGUGUGAACUUCGAAAGGUUGGAUUAUAAUGUUAAUAAAUUGAAUUAUCUCAAGUUAUCUAACAAAUCCUUAACAUACAAAGAGAUUUUCAAGAAUUUUACGUCACUAUUCAAGAAGUUGAAGAAUUUUAGGAAAUCCUUGAUCAAUUCUUUAUUUGUCGGUGACUUGAUUGGCUUGAACCACAACUUUAACUUGAAAUUUGAUUUUCUUAUGUUACCCCAGAAUUAUUCCAAAAGUAUAGAGAUUUGGAAAUAUUUUACUAAUAAAUAA